AUGACGACCAGCAAAGCUGCAGAGAAGCAGACCACUCUGGUCCAAUCCGUCCCGGCGUCAGCGAUCGAGGAUGCAGAGCUGUCGUUUCAGUUUUCGAAGGAUGAGCAUAACCAGGGCUUUUGGACCGCUAUGCGGCUGCACUGGCCCGCAGUGGGGUGGGGCUUGUUCAUGAAUCUGGCAACUAUCCUGAAGGGUAUUGACGGGGGUGUGGUGAAAGGUCUCGUCGGCCUGGACGUGUUCAAAGAGACCUAUGGCUACAAUCACAACGGAACCUAUAUGAUCGCCGCGCAGUGGCUUUCGGCCUUCAACUAUGCCAAUCUGCUCGGUGCCAUCGUGGGCGCCCUCUGCUCCGGGGCCGCCUACAACCGCUUCGGGCCUCGCAUCAUGAUCGCCAUAUGUUCGUGCUUGUCUAUCGCCUUCAUCUUCAUCCAGUUUUACAGCCACACGCCCGCCCAGCUGUUUGUCGGGCAACUCGUCAACGGCGCGGUGAUCGCAUUCUACCCAAUUUGCGCCUCGGCGUACGUCGGCGAAGUGACUCCACUCGUCCUGCGAGGGUUUGCCGCCACCAUGACGAACCUGGCGUUUUCCAUCGGCUCCCUGAUCGCAUCCGGCAUCCUGAAGGGAACGGCGUCGAUGAACACCCAGCUGUCCUACAAAAUUCCCAUUGCCACCCAGUGGGCAUUGCCCUCUAUCAUGCUGUUCCUGGUCUUCUUCUGCCCGGAUCCACCGUAUUGGCUCUGCCGUAAGGGCCGCUACGACGCAGCGCGCGUAUCGCUCCGUCGCCUGGCCACACCUAGCAUAGACGUCUCGCGAAAGUUGGCGCACAUCCGAGAGACACUCCGGCUAGAGGAGGAGUUCCAGGGCGACCGGCCCCACUACAGGGAAUGCUUCCGCGGGCCCAACUUCCGGCGACUGAUGAUCUGCGUGAUGGCGUACAGCAUGCAGGCGUUCACCGGCAAUAUAUUUUUCAUCAACUAUGCCGUGCACUUCAUGGAGCUGGCCGGGCUGGAUUCAUCCGAUGCCUUCUCCAUGAACCUCGGUCUCACUGCCAUUGGGUUCCUGGGGACCUGUAUCUCGUGGCUGUUGCUAUCGUACGUCGGUCGGCGCACCAUGUACCUCUUCGGUUGCUCGUCGCUCGCCCUUCUGUUGUUCAUCAUCGGUGCCGUGGACCUCGCCCCACGCCAAACCAACACGGUAUGGGCGCAGUGCGGUCUCAUGUUAGUUUGCACAUUCGUGUAUGACCUCAGUCUCGGCCCUUUCUGCUACGUGCUUCUGGCCGAAGUGUCCUCUGCUGCUCUGCGCGGGUUCACGAUCGCCUUGGCAACGGUGGCCUGUUUCAUAUGGUCGGUCGUCUUCGCGGUCGCUAUUCCGUACGCCAUGAAUGAAGAUGAGGCCGACUGGAAGGGGAAGAUCGGCUUCCUCUUCUCGGGGCUCAGUGUCCUCUGUGUGAUUUAUGUCUACUGGUGUAUGCCGGAGACCAAGGGGAGGACGUUUGAGGAGUUGGAUAUUCUUUUCGAGAGGAAGGUACCCAGUCGGAAGUUCAAGUAUUAUAAGGUUGACAUUGAUAUUGACGGGAGGAGGCUGGAGGAAUAG
Molecule: messenger RNA, 1593 nt
Organism: Aspergillus nomiae NRRL 13137
Lineage: Eukaryota; Fungi; Ascomycota; Eurotiomycetes; Eurotiales; Aspergillaceae
Product: putative MFS alpha-glucoside transporter
Exons: 2
Coding region: 1-1593 (530 amino acids)
Biological process (GO): transmembrane transport; carbohydrate transport
Cellular component (GO): membrane
Molecular function (GO): carbohydrate:proton symporter activity
Source: RefSeq, a predicted model, not a curated record